UCAAUUUGAGAUCUGAUCGAGAUUAAAGAUUUAUAAAGUGUGGCCCUCGAACUAGGACAAAGCUCGAGGGAGCAAUGUAUCGAACAAAAAGGGACGUGGAUCGCCAUGUCCAGGACAUCAACAACAAGAUCAAGAGUGCUCAGGAGAGAAACUUGAAAGGAUACUUCAUCGCCAAGUUGUAUUAUCAGGUUGGUGAUUAUGAAUCUGCCCGGAAGUAUUUGGCUGGAUACCUGGCGGAGAGGGAUUCUCAAAGCAUGGCUCACAAGCUCAACGGUCAAAUAUUGACUGCUUUAAAGCAGACAGAGAAGGCAGUAUCUGCCUAUAAAACGUGCUAUCAGCUUGAUACAUCUCAGAAGGAUGUACUGCAGACCAUCUGCGAGCUACUGGUGGAGCUACCUAUAGAUCCAGGACGCACCCAGUACUGGAUCGAGCAGGCGGAGAAAAGUUUGCCCCAGUCAGAUAUUCUCUUCAGGUUAAAAGAAGCGUUGAUAGGUAAAACUGCUGGAGAGACUAGUGCAGAGUUUGAGCAAAUGAUUAUUCAGGAGUUAGUCGAGAAACCCCAGGAUGUGAAUCUUCGGAUGCGUCUGAUCAGAUAUUAUCAGCGUGUUGGAAGGAUAAAGGAAGGAUAUGAACAUGGAAUCAAGGUGGAGGAGAAGCGUCCUUGGCCAUCCAACCUGGCCUGGUAUAAAACCAUGCUGGAGAUUACGGAAAACUAUCAGGUUGCAUACAAGGGAAAUGUUGGAAAGGAUUUCUAUGGAGAAUAUUUAUCUAUUCUUGACUCCUCCGUAACUCUGGAGACUAAGGAGGGUUCUCAAUACACUAGGAUUGCUGAGUUAGUUUCAAGGAUGGAUAAAAUCUUGCUGGAGGCGUCUCAAUCUCAGGUUCCAACCCAGAAAGGAAUUCUAGAACACUUCCAGUCCCAGUUCUAUCUGCACUCUGCUCGGCUUAUAUUCAGGAAACUAACAAAGGAUAUUCACCCUGGAAGUAUCAAAGAGAAUCACCGAACCCUGGGAUGUGCUCUGCUCGCAGCGUUCAGUCAGAAACCCGCUAAGGAAGUCCAGUCUCCACGUUGGGCUCACCUUGUCCAAGAUGAAGUUGUCCGCCGUAGUAUUGCUGGACACUGUAUUCUGUCCUUAGCUGCCAGGUUCGGCGGAUUAGAAAACUACAGAGAGAGGUUGGCAAGUAGUUCCGGGAUUAACUCCAAGAUUUCCGGACUCAUCUUUGUAUCUCUGGAGAGACGGAUGCACACGGAUACAGAAAACAGUUUUCUACUCUCCUCACAGUUUCCUGUGGAUAUUCUGACUGCUGAGUUUCCUUCGACGGGCAGUUUAAAGGAGUUAGAUAUUGCCGCAGCACAGGCAUGUUUGAGUGAUCUUAACUCCUUGAUCUGGAUCCUUCUCCGAUACUAUACACCAGGCAAGGUUCUGGAUAUUGGUUUUCCUUUACCAACCAUUGAUGGACUUCCUGAAGUUCCAUCUCCUCCGUAUUAUGGAAUAUCUCUCCUUGAUGCUCAUUGCUUCCUUUACGCUGCAGCUUACACUGCAGGUUACCAAGAGGAGAAGAAUGAGGAACUCCUGGUUCCUCCCUACCUUGGAGCAAACCUAACCUCAGUGGACCAGGAUGGAUGGUGGAAACAUGUUCUGAGCUCUGGGAGAGGAAAUCUGGCCCCUCAGGAUAAGAGAAGUCUCCAGUAUGGUCUGGAUGCCAUAAGGUGUAAGGGUCUCCACGGACUAGAUGUUCAGCUAACCCUGAAGUUGGGUAAAACCUAUGAGUGCCACGCUCUUGAGGCCGCUGCUACUGCAGACCAAGACGCUCAUGCCAACAGCAUGGUGCCGAUUCUAGAAUCUCGGGCUGCAACUUAUUACAAGGCGGCAUUGGCAAGUAUUGAGAAAAUUGAAGCAGGAGUAGGAAUACGUGAACCCAUCCUCAGAUUGUUUUCCGCAGCUGGAGUUGAACCAGGAAAAUCAGAAUUGGGGAAAAUGCGCGAGUCCGCCAAAUUCUUCCUAGCGUGCGAGAACAUGCAUCUAGGUAUGCACGAGGAGGCUCUGGCUAGGUUCCGUGAGGUGAAAUCAGCGUUUGCGUCUUUCUAUUCUGCCGAGAUAUACAAGAAGCUUGCCAUAGAGGAGAAAUUGGCAAACCCAACCCGCUUUGGAGUUUCUCAGACUUACUUGAACUAUCUUACUGAUGCUAGGGAAGCUUUGUAUCUUACUCUAGACCGGCUUAAAGCAGAACCCUCAGGACACGCUCUAAACUGCUCUAUCGGAGAUGCUGUAGAAGAGGUCGAAAACAUGUUGAAUUCCUGUGAUGCUGUAGAAGAAUUACUGAAUGGAACAUCAGACCAAACAGACACAGCCAUGAAUAGAACGGAACAACUUUCUAGUACUCCUAGGAGCCGAAUCCGUGCUACAGAGCAGUUAGGAACCCCUGGAUUAAGAACUCCAAACCGAUCUUUGUUCUUGGAGGAGAGAGACGCCAAACCUAGUCCAGAACGCUUGGAUGCGCAGAUAAGACAGCUCACGCACUCACAGGACGGAAUCGUCCGACAGAUUUCUAACAGAGACCAUGAGCUUCUGGAGAAUAGCCGUGAGAUGCUGGCUUGCUUUAAAGAUUUCCGCACUAAAAUCCAGGAAGUUUGCAUUAUUAAAUCUGAGAUUCAAGAACUGCGUAAAGAGUUAAAAGCUCGCGAUGAGAAAACCCAUGAUCUUCUUCAGAAAAUUGUAGACAAGCCUGAUCAUAUUUGUAACACUGAACCCUCGACAAAUCUAUCAGAGGAAGAGAAACUGCUGCUAGAAAGCUUUGGAAUAGGAUCACAGACAACAGCUUCUGCUUCCGCAGCAGCAGCAGCUUUUCAUCCGUUAAUAAACCUCCAACAGCAGCAACUAAUGAUGGCCAUGGCCGCUGCACAGCAACCUUUAACUCCAAGACCUAUGGGAGUUCGUCCCGGCCUAUCAAUGCCAGGGAUGAGUCCAGGUCCUUUUAAUCAAGGAAUGCUGGGAUUAUAUGGAAGUCCUCUGAAUAUGUACGGUGUUCAACUUCCUACCAUACCUGCCCCAAACAGUUCCGAGAUAUCUGUUCUUCAAAACCAUCCCUCCAUAAAUAACAAGGGUCUUCCUUCUCAUGUGACAACCCCUACCCAUCCCAGUGUUAUCACACCUGUCCAGAAUAGGCCUUUAGAAACAGGUCCACCGUCUAAUGUAGUGAUCAGUAAAUCUGAUUUGAUCCCAACAGUAGCUCCUCCAGCAGUUAGCUUCAGUGUUACAGUUCCUGCGCAGCAUAGGUUUGGUGUUGUUCCACAACCACCUACUACUCCACAGCAGAAUAGGCUUCAACCAAGCACUCCUCAGUCUGCAUAUAAAACACCUGGAACUGGGCCUUCUACCCCUCAUGGCUUUCAGAUAUCUCUCCCAACAUCCUCUCCUGUAGUUCCUGUGUCACCUUUUAAAGAUGAAGAUGCCCCUGCUGUUCCUCUUACGACCCAGUCACUUCUGUCAUCUGUGCCCUCUCCAGCAUAUUCAGCUGUCACGCCCUCUCCAGACAAAGGAAUUGUCACCAGCUCCUCGAAGUCCAGGAUGUCAAGUGGCGGAACUCCAAAAGCUCGCGAACCGUCAAUUGGUGAAGAGCCUGAGGAAUAUGAACCGGAAGUUGAUUUCAAGCCUGUUGUCCCACUUCCAGAGGAAAUUGAGGUCAUCACUGGUGAAGAAGAUGAGGAUAUCUUGUUUGAAGAUCGUGCAAAGCUUUUCAGAUUCUCAGAUGAUUCUAAAGAAUGGAAGGAGAGAGGUCUGGGCCAGGCUAAAAUCCUGAGGAAUAAAGAAACAGGACAAGUCCGGUUUCUUAUGCGAAGAGAUCAAACCUUUAAGAUUUGUGCCAAUCACACUAUUCUUUCCGAAAUUAAACUUGAUUUGAUGAAAGGAAACACAAAGGCAAGGAUUUGGGGUGCUCAGGAUUUCUCUGAUGGAGAAUUAACCACAGAAAAGUUUUGUAUAAAAAUGAAGACUGAAGAACAGAUUGAGAAGUUUCAUGCUGCAUUUGUUGAAGCCGCUAAGACUGCUGUAUCAAGGAGCCCUAAGAAGCCGGAAAAGGCUGUUGAAAAAGCUUCAACGGGGAAAAGUUUAGCCGAUUUUGCUGCUGCCCAGAAGUCUGGCAGCUGGGAGUGUGAAGGAUGUCUUACUAGAAAUGAUAACGCUAAGAUUCAAUGUCUAGCCUGUGAAGGAGCAAAGCCAGGUUGUGAGGAAGAGGUUAAGAAACUGAAAGAAGCAGCAAAACCUGCCGCAGCAGUCAUGACCAUUGGUGCGGGAGGAGGAUUCAAGUUCGGAGGAGGUUCUACAACUUCAGGACCCAGUUCAUCUGGCUUCUCUUUCGGUUCUACAGAAGGAACUGCUAAAACUUUUCAGACUGGUGGCAUUUCAUUCGGAACUCCCAAGCUUGCUUCAUCGGACACUGUCAGUUUUGGAACACCAAAAACAACAGAAAUAGGCUUUGGAGCUCCAAAGACAAAUGGAGCAUCUCUUGGAGGUUUUAUUUUUUCAACUACUCCAACAGUAGCCAAGCCUGAAGAAAAAAAAGUUGAAGCGAUUUCUUCUGCUGAAGUUCCUAAACCCAGUCCGUUCUCUGGAUUUUCAUUUAAUACUGGUUCAAAGAUUGAACAAGUCAAACCUGAUGAGAAGAAGGAAACAGAGAAACCAGUUCUUGGAGCAAAUACAUUCGUUAGUUUUGAAUCCCUGGGUAAACAAUCUACUGAAGGUAUUGCAUCUGAUCCAAACUUUAAAGGUUUCAAUACAGUCGGAUCUAAACUGUUUACUCCUCAGAAAGCUGAAGAAGAUGGAGAAGGUGGUGAUGCUGAGGAUUAUGAACCUGAUGUUCAGUUCCAACCUGUUAUUCCACUUCCAGAGUUGGUUGAAGUUAAAACUGGAGAAGAGGAUGAAGACAUUCUAUUCUCAGAGCGAAGCAAACUGUUCCGGUAUGUGCCUGAGAGUAAGGAAUGGAAAGAGAGGGGAAUUGGAGAAUUCAAGAUUUUGAAAAACCGCGCAUCUGGUAAAAUACGUUUCCUGAUGAGAAGAGAGCAGGUUCAUAAGAUUUGUUGUAACCAUAAUCUUACUGUAGACAUUGAGAUCAAACCUAUGGCAACUUCUGACAAGGCUUGGACAUGGACAGCCCCAGACUUUUCCGAAGGAGAGAUUAAGAACGAAGUGUUUAGUCUUAGAUUCAAGAAUGCAGAUAUUGCUGGAACCUUCAAGACUGUAGUUGAUGAUUGCCAGAAAGAAUUGAAAAAUAAGCCUUCAGUUUCCAGCCGUACUGUUCCUCAAACCACCGAUUCUACCAAUCCAAGCAAAGGUGGAAGUUUGGCUGAUUUUGCUGCUGCCCAGAAGUCUGGUAGCUGGGAGUGUGAAGGAUGUCUUACUAGAAAUGAUAACGCUAAGAUUCAAUGUCUAGCCUGUGAAGGAGCAAAGCCAGGUUGUGAGGAAGAGGUUAAGAAACUGAAAGAAGCAGCAAAACCUGCCGCAGCAGUCAUGACCAUUGGUGCGGGAGGAGGAUUCAAGUUCGGAGGAGGUGUUACUCCAGCCAGCAGUGGAUCAGGAUUUGUGUUCGGUGGGGGAUCCUCUACUGCCACAUCAACACCAGGUUUCAGUUUCGGAACUCCAAAAUCCACCGCUGAAGUGUCGAAGGAGGAUUCUCCUAAACCUCCGUUUGGAACCAAGGACACCCAUGAGUUUAGUUUUGGUGGGAUUAGAACAAGUCCAAGAAAGCACAAUGAGAGUACAACCUCUGAGAAUGAUCUUUACCAAGAGGACGAGGGAGAGAAUAUAUACUUUGAACCUGUUAUUCCACUCCCAGAGAAAGUUGAUGUUAAAACUGGUGAAGAGGAAGAAACUGUUCUCUACUCACACAAAGCUAAGGUUUUCAGAUUUACUGACGGAGAAUGGAAGGAACGUGGAAUUGGGGAUAUUAAGAUUUUAAAGCACGAGAAAACUGGCAAAGUUCGUUUGUUGAUGCGACGGGAGCAAGUUCUAAAGAUUUGUCUAAAUCAUUAUGUGACUCCUCAGCUUGUUUCUAACUUCAAGGAGAAAGACACUAAGUCCUGGACCUGGGCGGCUCAAGACUUCUCUGAUGGAGAACUUACAAGUAUGACAUUUGCUCUCCGUUUCAAAACUCCAGAAAUUUCUUCGGACUUCAAAUCUGCUCUUGACACUGCUAUGUCUUCUUUCGGAGCCCUUACUCCCUCUGAAUCUAAACCAACCGAGUCAGUCAUCAAACCAUCGGUUUCUGAACCUGCUUCAAAGCCUUCUCCAAGUGUAAACGAGGAUGAAAACCUGUUCCCUCUGAAAGAUUUUAAACCCUUAAAACAUAUUGAACGUGAGAAUGAACUCAGUUUUGAUGGUCUUGGAUUGAAGUUAAACACAGAAGAGGAUGCUAAAGAUGUUUCUGAAAAGAUCCGUAUUGAGAAAAGUAUGAAUACACUUACUCUAUCUGGUAACACAGUUGGCAUUGAGGCGGCCAAAGCCAUAGGGAAAGCGCUGGAGUCUCAGCCUGAAUUUCGACGAGCUCACUGGAAGGAUAUGUUCACAGGAAGGAUGAAAACUGAAAUUCCUCCUGCACUUAUCAAUCUUACCAGGGGGAUUAUGACGGCACAUGCUCAGCUUGUAGAACUGGAUCUCAGUGACAACGCUUUCGGACCCAUAGGAAUGGAGGGUUUAACAACUUUUAUGACAUCUCCUUCCUGUUUCACCCUCCAGGAGCUAAGACUGAACAACACUGGAUGCGGAGUAACGGGAGGCAAGCUUCUGGCUAAAACUUUGUUAGAGUGCUACCAUCGAGGGAAGAGUGUAGGACACCCAUUGGCCUUGAAGGUGUUUGUCCUGGGUCGAAGCCGACAGGAGAACGAGGGAGCUAAAGCCCUGUCUGAGGUAUUUAAGCUGAUGGGAAGCCUGGAGGAGGUAGUUAUGCCUCAAAAUGGAAUUUAUCACGAGGGUCUGACUGCACUUGCAGACGCUCUCAGCUGUAACCCUAACCUACGAAUCCUCAACCUCAACGAUAAUACGUUCACAGACAAAGGUGCUAAGGCGUUUUCUAAAACUUUUAAAAAAUUGAACAACCUGGAAGUUCUAAAUCUUGGAGACUGUUUGCUGAAAUCUGCUGGAGCCAAACUAAUCUCCCGUGCGCUUAAAAACAGACAUCCAAACCUGACAGAACUAGUCUUAGACUCAAAUGAAAUUCGUAUAUCUGGAGGUCUCGAGAUCAUAGACGUAGUGGCAGGGAAAGAUAAGCUUGAGAAACUGAGCAUUGACGGAAAUUGGUUCGGUGAAUCAGGAGCAGAAUUAUUGAGUAAGAAAAUAAAAGCUCUCGGUAAGUCGCAUAUUCUUGGGUCCUUGGAGGAUAAUGAAGAGCCGGAUGAAGACGAACCUGAUCCAGAACUCGAGGAUGAAGAUGAAGUGGAGCCCAAAACCGUCUCUCCGCCCAAACCAGUUGGAUCUAUUUUCUCUGGCAGUUCAACCCCGAUUAUAUUUGGUGAAUCAUCAAGUGUGGCACAGAACUUGUUUGGAGGUUCUUCUAAACCUCUCGGCUCCAGCAUCUUUGGUAGCCUAGCGCCAGCAACAACCGCCGGAUCAUCUAUUUUUGGCGGAUCUACUCCAAGUAAUGUUGAAAAACCCUCACUUUUUGGCGGCGGUAUUAAACCCUCUACUGGACUUUUUGGAGCAAGCAGUCAGCCUUCUUCAGGUCUGUUUGGAAGCCCGGCUGCUGCUGGGAGCACCUUGUUUGGAAAACCUAUAACUAACUCUUCAUUUUCCUUCUCAUCUCCAUCCUCUGUAAAGUCUGAAACUAAGCCUGACUCAAUGUCGGAAGCUGGAAAACUUUUCAAUUCAGAUCCCAGCUUUAGCUUUGCUUCAUUGGCCUCCGCAGGGGAAAGCAGUGGAUUCGGUUUUGGAGAAAAAAACGAAGGUUUUAAAUUCGAAGGUUCUGGUGCCAAACUGUUUGGGAAAGCUGAAACCUCUCGUAACGAUGAUGAUGACGACGAAGAGGAUGAAGACGGAGAUGGACAUGAUCCUCACUUCGAACCAAUAGUUCCCUUACCAGAGCUGGUCAGUGUUACAACCGGAGAGGAGGAGGAGGAGGUACUCUUCAAGCAUAGAGCCAAGGUUUACAGAUUCGACACCGAUACUAAGGAGUGGAAGGAACGGGGUGUAGGAGAUAUCAAGAUUCUCAAACAUCCCGUCCGAGGAUCAUUCAGAAUUCUUCUCAGGAGAGAUCAGGUUUAUAAAAUCGCCUGCAACCAUUUGAUCAACAAGGAUAUGGAGUUGAAGCCCCUGGCUAGCAGUGAGACGGCCUGGUGCUGGUUUGCCAUGGAUUAUGGAGAAGGUUGUGAAGAAGGAAGUUUAGAUAAACUGGCGGUCAGGUUUAAAACUAAAGACACCGCUGUAGAGUUUAAAUCUAAGUUUGAGGAAUGUCAGCGUGAAAUAAAGUCUGGCCCUUCGCCUGCAGUUGUAGAGAGUGGCAAGGAUAGAACUGAAACCUCAACAACCGGGACAGAUGAAACCCAGAAAUAUCAGACAGAGGAUGGCGACGAGGAUGAAAGCUACUAUGAUGAAGAAGAUGAUGAGGGAGAUAACACCCCUAUGUUUGAAGCAGAAGCUGAGUUGAUGGUCAGAGAAGAGGGGAAAGGUUGGUCUUCUCCAACCCAAGUAAUUCUCAGAAUAAUGUACGACGAGGACGUGUUCGGAGCCCGGAUAAUUGGUCGUGAUGUUGAGGCAGAGGAUGAUCAACCAGAUCUUUGUGAUCAUGUGAUAGCCAUGCAGAAUAUUCUUGAGGAUGAUCUGAGCUGGACAGCUCUGGAUUAUGCAAGUGAAGAUCCUGUCAGGAAAACCUUCAAAGUUUCCUUUAAUUCCCGGGACAUCAUCAACGAUUUCAAGGAUACAUUCGCACAGGGCAAGGAGUUUGCUGAGCAGUGUGAGAUACUUGAGACCGGGCCUGGAGAGGAGCUGGAUCCGUCCCAGGCUUAUUACGGAGUUGGAGGUGAUUAGAGGAUUAGAAAACUUCGUUAGCUGUGAUCCAACUCUCUCAGCGACUCUCAACCAGAUUUUUAAAUAAACCCGACUCAUUCACCUCAAUCUUCGAAAUCUUAGUGAAAAUUAAUUUUGUAAUGAUAAACUAAAAAUAAUUUAGUUCAUUUUAAACCACUCACUUUUGUCAGUGAUCUUCGAAAUCAAUAAAUAUUUUUCUUUAAAUCUG
Eurytemora carolleeae is the source of this 9222-nucleotide messenger RNA. RefSeq names its product E3 SUMO-protein ligase RanBP2. Lineage: Eukaryota; Metazoa; Arthropoda; Copepoda; Calanoida; Temoridae. The record is from RefSeq and is a predicted model, not a curated record. Gene Ontology annotation, molecular function: GTPase activator activity; protein binding. The transcript is spliced from 34 exons. Bases 75 to 9014 code for a protein of 2979 amino acids. Gene Ontology annotation, biological process: nucleocytoplasmic transport. Gene Ontology annotation, cellular component: nuclear pore; cytoplasm.